This is a messenger RNA of Caretta caretta (loggerhead turtle), 1921 nucleotides long. NCBI's taxonomy places the organism in Eukaryota, Metazoa, Chordata, Testudines, Cheloniidae. The record is from RefSeq and is a predicted model, not a curated record.
AUGCUGCCAGUGCCGGUGCGGAGAGAGCGGGGCCCGGCGCCCGCGGCGGUUGUUGGGGUCCGGCCACCCAGCCGGCCCCGGGCGGAGCUCCGCCGCGGCAGCGUGCGUUCCGCCGCCUCCUGCGGCGCGACUGUCCCCAGGUCCGUUUGUGAGCGCGCUGUGCACCAGGAAAGAGAUGCUUGUAACAGAACAAACACACCGGAUGAUUCGGAGGGGAAUGAGAGUGAGGAGAAGGCUGAUGAAGAUAGCGAGAGGGAGGAAGAGUGGGAUACUGACCUUGAAAUAGAAGAAACCAAGGAACCUUUUGACCCAACUGGAAGGACCAGAUACAUAGCAGCCUGCCAACUAUAUAGAGUGGUACCCAUAUCCUAUUUCCUGCGUCACAUGAAGGACUCUGAACUGAUUAUGAAGCACCAUGGACUUGGCACACAGGGUGCCAAAGCUUUAUCUCUUUCCUUGAUGACCAACACCUCCAUCGUAAAGUUAAACCUGAGUGAUAAUUGGCUGGAUGGAGAAGGGGCAGCUGCAGUUGCAGAGAUGUUAAAAGAAAACUGUUACAUUUCAGAUGUUGAUUUAUCUGACAACAGACUUGGAGUUAAAGGAGCCGAGGCCCUUUCUGCUAUGCUUCUGGAGAAUACUACAGUUCUUACCCUUAAACUUUCAGGAAAUGAGUUUGAUGACCAUGCAGCUAAGUACCUAUCUGAUGCCCUCCCGGCUAACAAUAAAAUGGAAUCUCUGGAUCUGAGUCACAACAUGCUUGGUGACACAUCAGGUGAGGUUCUUGGAAUGGCAAUAGCAGAAAACUCUGGACUAAAGGAGCUUAAUAUCAGCUGGAACUACUUCCGUAGCCAAGGAGCAGCUGCCUUAGCCAGAGGCUUCGAGGCAAACAUGUUUCUCAGAGUUCUGGACCUUUCCUACAAUGGCUUCAGCAACAACGGAGCAGCUGCUCUGGGGGAGGCCCUUAAAGUCAACAAUGUGCUGGAAGAGCUCAACAUUAGCAAUAACCGCAUUUCAUUGGAAGGAGCUCUGCGGUUUGCAGUAGGCCUGAAAGAAAACCAGACUCUGAAGAGACUUAAUAUGGCCAGAAAUCCCAUGCAGAGUGAAGGCUGCUUUGGGAUUCUCAAAUCUAUACAAGCAAAUUCUGGUGCCGUGGUAGAAAUCUUGGACUUCUCAGACAUCCCUGUGAACAAAGACUUUGCAGACCUGUGUGAUGCUGUGAAAAUGCUUUUGCCAAAUUUUCAGAUCAGAUAUGGUGGAAAUGCAACAUUGCACAAAAAAGACCAACCAAAGGUUGAGAUCCAAUCUUGAUUCAGCGUGGAGGGUGAUUCAUAGAAUCCUUUGACCUAAAAGGAACCUCUUCAAGGUCACUUUGGGUUUCCCAGGAAUUUUCGUAACACUACAUGUGCUCAGUGGAAUCAAAGGUCUUCCUUUUAUUUGUGACGGGAACUGGAUGAGCCUUGGACACCCCCAAAAUAUGCAACCCCUUUGAUUAUUCCUUCUUUUGAUCUAUCUUACAUUGAAUGGUGGGAGCAGUUGUCAUCUAUACAUUGCCCCUCCCCAGUCCCCCCAAAAUGAAAUUUUCUCCAAGAGGCGCCUUGUUGAAUGUGCCAAAGUAUGAGACUGCCCCUACCAUUGUCCUGGUAAAAUAGGUUCCUGAUAUUCUGUAUUUUGUUGAAGCUUCACUAUUGGUACAGAAUGAAUGUGUUUGUCCUGUUCAGUGUUGUGCGGAAAUCUGGUUGUGCCUGAUGAAUGUGCCAAGGAAUGAGAUUUUUGUUUACUACCGCUUUUCAGCAAAUAAUGAGAUUUUUAAAUAAGCUAUAGAACCUUUUGAGGAAAAUUGUGUAGCCAAAUGAAAUUUGUCCUGUAAUUGUGAAAAUAGUUUGUUUUAUAUCUAAUAAAUAUUUACUGUCAUUUAAACUCA